Molecule: messenger RNA, 3645 nt
Organism: Heterocephalus glaber (naked mole-rat)
Lineage: Eukaryota; Metazoa; Chordata; Mammalia; Rodentia; Bathyergidae
Gene: Sulf2
Product: sulfatase 2
Biological process (GO): glomerular basement membrane development; heparan sulfate proteoglycan metabolic process; positive regulation of Wnt signaling pathway
Cellular component (GO): cell surface; plasma membrane; Golgi apparatus
Molecular function (GO): calcium ion binding; N-acetylglucosamine-6-sulfatase activity; glycosaminoglycan binding
Source: RefSeq, a predicted model, not a curated record
UGGCUUUUCUAGUGCCAGGGGAGGAGAGAAAGAAAGCGACAAGGAAGCCAAGGGUUGUCUUCGUUCCGGCCAAGUGGAUCUGAUCGAUGGCCCUCCCCACUUUAUUACGAUAUUUGGUUUAGUAAAAAUGCCCCCCUCGUCCGUGUGGGGCGCGCACGCACACACACAGACACACACACGCGCGCACACACGGCUCUGGCUCGCGUUCCUCCCUCGUUUCCAGCUCCUGGGCGAAUCCCACAUCUGUUUCAACUCUCCGCCGAGGGCGAGCGGGAGCGAGUGUGUGUCGGUUGUGAGUCAGGAGGGAAGAAGGGAAAGGAUAAGAUCUCCAAGAGGAGCACCAGGUCAGCCGAAAGCUAAGAUGGUGCCCCCCAGCCUGCUGCUCUGCCUGCUGUCCGCAACGGUCUUCUCCCUGCUAGGCGGGGGCUCAGCAUUCCUGUCCCACCACCGCCUCAAGGGCCGCUUCCAGAGGGACCGCAGGAACAUCCGGCCCAACAUCAUCCUGGUGCUGACCGACGACCAGGACGUGGAGCUGGGCUCCAUGCAGGUGAUGAACAAGACGCGACGAAUCAUGGAGCAGGGCGGGGCCCACUUCAUCAAUGCCUUCGUGACCACACCCAUGUGCUGCCCCUCGAGAUCCUCCAUCCUCACCGGCAAAUACGUCCACAACCACAACACCUACACCAACAACGAGAACUGCUCCUCGCCCUCCUGGCAGGCGCAGCACGAGAGCCGCACCUUCGCCAUGUACCUCAACAGCACCGGCUACAGGACAGCUUUCUUCGGGAAGUACCUCAAUGAGUACAACGGCUCCUACGUGCCGCCCGGCUGGAAGGAGUGGGUCGGACUCCUCAAAAACUCCCGCUUUUACAACUACACGCUGUGUCGGAAUGGGGUGAAGGAGAAGCAUGGCUUCGACUACUCCAAGGAUUACCUCACAGACCUCAUCACCAACGACAGCGUGAGCUUCUUCCGCACGUCUAAGAAGAUGUACCCACACAGGCCGGUCCUGAUGGUCAUCAGCCACGCAGCCCCUCACGGCCCUGAGGACUCGGCUCCCCAGUACUCACACCUCUUCCCCAACUCGUCCCAGCACAUCACACCGAGCUACAACUACGCGCCCAACCCGGACAAGCACUGGAUCAUGCGCUACACUGGGCCCAUGAAGCCCAUCCACAUGGAGUUCACCAACAUGCUGCAGCGGAAACGCCUGCAGACCCUCCUGUCCGUGGACGACUCCAUGGAGACGAUUUACAACAUGCUGUUGGAGACAGGAGAGCUGGACAACACCUACAUCGUCUACACCGCUGACCACGGCUACCACAUCGGCCAGUUUGGCCUGGUGAAAGGGAAGUCCAUGCCAUACGAGUUCGAUAUCCGGGUCCCAUUCUAUGUGAGGGGCCCCAACGUGGAGGCUGGCUCUCUGAAUCCCCACAUCGUCCUCAACAUUGACCUGGCCCCCACCAUCCUGGACAUCGCCGGCCUGGACAUCCCCACAGACAUGGAUGGGAAAUCCAUCCUCAAGCUGCUGGACAUGGAGCGGCCAGUGAACCGGUUUCACUUGAAAAAGAAGAUGAGGGUCUGGCGGGACUCCUUCUUGGUGGAGAGAGGCAAACUGCUCCACAAGAGGGACAGCAGCAAGGUGGAUGCCCAGGAGAACUUCCUACCCAAGUUCCAGCGUGUGAAGGACCUGUGUCAGCGCGCCGAGUUCCAGACAGCGUGUGAGCAGCUGGGGCAGAAGUGGCAGUGCGUGGAGGAUGCCUCGGGGAAGCUGAAGCUACACAAGUGCAAGGGCCCUGUGCGGCUCAGCGGCAGCAGUGACAGAGCCCUUUCCAACCUCGUGCCCAAGUACUACGGGCAGGGCAGCGAAGCCUGCACCUGUGAACAUGGGGACUACAAGCUGGGCCUGGCUGGACGGCGGAAGAAGCUCUUCAAGAAGAAGUACAAGGCCAGCUAUGCCCGUAAUCGUUCUGUCCGCUCUGUGGCCAUUGAGGUAGACGGCGAGGUAUACCACGUAGGCCUGGAUGAUGCACCCCAGACCCACAACCUUACCAAGCGGCACUGGCAGGGGGCCCUGGAGGACCAAGAAGACAAGGACAGUGAGGGCUUCAGUGGCACCGGAGGCCUUCCAGACUACUCAGCCCCCAACCCCAUUAAAGUGACUCAUAGGUGCUACAUCCUGGAAAAUGACACUGUCCAGUGUGACCUGGACCUGUACAAGUCCCUGCAGGCCUGGAAAGACCACAAGCUACACAUCGACCAUGAGAUCGAAACCCUACAGAACAAAAUUAAGAACCUCAGGGAAGUCCGAGGUCACCUGAAGAAAAAGCGCCCAGAAGAAUGUGAUUGCCACAAAAUUAGCUACGACACUCAACACAAAGGCCGCCUCAAGCACAAAGGCUCCAGUCUGCAUCCUUUCAGGAAGGGUCUGCAGGAGAAGGACAAGGUGUGGCUGCUUCGGGAACAGAAGCGCAAGAAGAAACUUCGAAAGCUGCUCAAGCGUCUGCAGAACAAUGACACAUGCAGCAUGCCAGGCCUCACAUGCUUCACCCAUGACAACAAGCACUGGCAAACAGCACCUUUCUGGACACUGGGGCCUUUCUGUGCCUGCACCAGUGCCAACAAUAACACAUACUGGUGCAUGAGGACAAUCAACGAGACCCAUAACUUCCUCUUCUGUGAAUUUGCAACUGGCUUCCUGGAGUAUUUUGACCUCAACACAGACCCCUACCAGCUGAUGAAUGCAGUGAACACACUGGACAGGGAUGUCCUCAAUCAGCUACAUGUGCAGCUCAUGGAGCUAAGGAGCUGCAAGGGUUACAAGCAAUGUAACCCCCGGACUCGGAACAUGGACUUGGGACUUAAAGAUGGAGGAAGCUAUGAGCAAUACAGGCAGUUUCAGCGUCGAAAAUGGCCAGAAAUGAAGAGACCAUCUUCCAAAUCACUGGGACAACUGUGGGAAGGCUGGGAAGGUUAAGAAGCAACAAGCAGGGAUCUCCAAAACCAGAGGCUUCACCUGACUCUAACAGGCCAUGAAGAACCAACCACAAAACUGAUUCCUAACUGACCUGUGAUACAGGCCAGGAGGUCUGAGAGAGACAGAACUGCUUUUGCAAAUUCUGGAGGACAACCAUUAGAAGCAGAGAACUUCAGAAAGUCCAUUUUGCCCCUGCUUUGCUUUGGAUUAUACCUCACCAGCUGCACAAAAUGCAUUUUCAUAUCAAAAAGUCACCACUAACCUUCUCUGAAAAGCUCACAAGAAAAAAGAACAGAUUUUCAUGAAAACUUACCCAGAGGUGAAAGUCGCUGGAAUUUUUUUAAAUCAUAGGGGAAGAGAAACAGUCCUGUUUAAAUCCUCUUUUUCUUUUGAUUCAUCACAAAGAAGGAAUUAAGCAGGAUGGGCAACUUGCAGAUGCUGAAAACUGCAGUUAUACAGUGAGUCAAUAGCACAAAACAGUGACAGGGUUACAAGCACUGUAACCCUGGUUGCCUCUGAAGAAACUGCCUUCCUUGUAUAUAUAAUGUGACUAUUUACCUGUAACCGACAUGGGGACUUUUAGGGGAAUCUGACUAAUGAGAAAUCCCAAUUUUUCAAGAGUGGUGGUGUCAAUAAACGCUCUGUGGCCAGUGUUAAAGAAAAUCCCA